Molecule: messenger RNA, 2653 nt
Organism: Quercus lobata
Lineage: Eukaryota; Viridiplantae; Streptophyta; Magnoliopsida; Fagales; Fagaceae
Product: receptor-like kinase TMK4
Exons: 2
Coding region: 1-2604 (867 amino acids)
Biological process (GO): protein phosphorylation
Molecular function (GO): protein kinase activity; ATP binding; protein binding
Source: RefSeq, a predicted model, not a curated record
AUGGUUCGGCUGAUCUAUCUCUUUACCUUCAUUUUCUCCUUUCUAACUCUUUCAUAUGCCGAUGACUCUGCAGUCAUGGCCAAGCUCCUAACCUCUUUCGACACCGCCCCAAGCGGCUGGUCUGCCACCACAGACUACUGCAUGUGGAAAAACGUCAACUGCGACGGAAGCAACCGUGUCACCUUCAUCGACUUAGCUUCCCAGUCUCUCACAGGCAUUCUUCCUUCUGAUCUUGGCACUCUCACCCAACUCACCACUCUUUCUCUACGAGGCAACUCUCUCUCUGGACCUCUCCCCUCCCUUGCCAACCUCACUUCUCUCCAAAAACUCUACCUUGACAACAACAAUUUCACCUCCGUUCCUUCAGGUUUCUUCCAAGGACUCACAAGCUUACAAAUCUUAACCUUGAGCCAAAACCUUGGUCUUGCACCUUGGACCAUCUCCACCGAGUUGACUCAGGCCACUAGUUUAGUCACUUUCUAUGCUAGCAAUGCAAACAUUAUUGGGUCUUUACCAGAGAUCUUUGGUUCCUUCCCGAGUCUUAAGGAUCUCCGACUUUCUUACAAUAAUCUCACUGGCACUUUACCUAAAUCCUUCGGAGGAUCAGGGAUCCAAAACCUCUGGCUCAACAACCAGCAAAAUGGCUUGUCCGGAACCAUCGACGUGUUGUCUUCGAUGACACAGUUGUCCCAAGUGUGGCUACUCAAGAACCAGUUCACUGGUCCCAUCCCAGACUUGUCAAACUGUACAAGUUUGUUUGAUCUUCAACUCAGAGACAACCAGUUUACAGGCCUCAUCCCAGCCUCACUGAUGUCAAUUCCCACAUUGAGAAACGUUUCCUUGGAUAACAAUGUCCUCCAAGGGCCUUACCCACAGUUCCCAUCUAGCGUGACUACUCACACUCUGGAUGGUAUCAAUAGCUUCUGUAAAAACACCCUAGGUCCUUGUGAUCCCCAAGUGACCACAUUGCUCGAAAUCGCUUCGGCAUUUGGGUAUCCAAUCAAGCUAGCCAAUUCUUGGACAGGUAACGAUGCUUGUACUAGCUGGACUUUCAUUAUCUGCGAUUCACAGGGGAAUAUUAUCACUAUCAAUUUCGCUAAGCAGCAAUUCGUUGGGACGAUCUCGCCUGUCUUUGCAGAACUCUCAUCGUUGAGGAAUUUGUAUCUGAAUGAUAACAAUUUGACGGGUUCCAUUCCGGAUGCUUUGACCAACAUGACAAGCCUUCAGGUUCUUGACAUUUCAAACAAUAACCUUACUGGGUUGAUACCGAAAUUUGGAGAUUCCGUGAAGCUAACUGCGACCGGUAAUCCUUUGAUUUGGAAGAAUGCUCCGAGCUCUGGAAGUGGAGGGAGUUCUCCGUCAGGUUCAAAUGGCACAUCGCCCAGUGGGAAUCCGGCUGGAAUGGGGUCGAGUGGUACUUCCAGUGGGAGUUCUCCUUUGAUUGCUAGUAUAGUUAUUGCUGUGAUCAUAUUUCUUGUGGUCAUGUUAUCGGUCUCGAUUAGAUGUUAUGUUAGUAGAAGGCACAGGCGACCAACAAUUUCAUUGAAGAUUGAAGUAGCGGAGAAUCCUGAAAGUAGAAGUACAAGUGUACGGAAUAUUGAAAUUUCGAUUGAAGUUCUAAAACAGGCGACCAACAAUUUCAAUGAAGAUAACAUUUUGGGUAGGGGAGGUUUUGGAGUUGUCUACAAAGGAGAAUACCAUGAUGGGACCAAGGUUGCUGUGAAAAGGAUGGAAUCUGCUGCAAUGGGUAGCAAAGGAAUCAAUGAAUUUCAGGCGGAGAUUUCAGUCCUUAAUAAAGUGAGGCAUAGACAUUUGGUUUCUCUUUUAGGAUGUUGUAUCAAUGAGAACGAGAGACUUUUGGUAUAUGAGUACAUGCCACAGGGGUCGUUAACACAACGUUUGUUUGAUUUGGGUGAGAAAUUGUGUUCUCCUCUUACUUGGAAGCAGAGGAUUCAAAUAGCAAUGGAUGUGGCACGCGGAAUGGAAUACUUGCAUAGUUUAGCACCACAAAUUUUCAUUCAUAGAGAUUUAAAACCUUCCAACAUACUUCUUGGAAAUGAUAUGAGGGCCAAGGUUGCAGAUUUUGGUUUAGUUAAAAUUGCGCCUGAUGGGAAGAACUCUGUAACAACGCGAUUAGCUGGGACAUUUGGUUAUCUUGCGCCAGAAUAUGGAGCUACAGGAAGAGUGACCACCAAAGCGGAUGUAUAUGCAUUUGGAGUGGUUUUGAUGCAGCUGAUUACCGGUAGAAAAGCAGUAGAUGAUACUUUGCCAAAUGAGAACCCUCAUCUGGUCACAUGGUUUUGUAAGAUUCUAAACAAAAAGGAGCGCAUCCCUAUGGCCAUUGAUCAAACUAUUAACCUUGAUGAGGAUACCAUGGAGAGCAUAUACAGAGUGGCUGAGCUUGCAGGACAUUGCACUACUCACCAGCCAUACCAAAGGCCGAAUAUGGGGCAUGUAGUCAACAUCUUAAGUCCUCUUGUAGAGAAGUGGAAACCAACAUGUCAUAAAUUAGAGCACAAAUUUCCCACUUUUCAUGGAGUAGAGGACAUCUAUGGCUUUGACCAAGACAUGAGCCUUCCUUUGCAAAGAUGGCAAACGAUGUAGAACCAACAACUCUAGGAUCUAAGCAUCUAUAAACAUGUUAAAUUCUUUG